AAUCACGACCUCCCAUCCGCGUUCAUGUCGCUACCGGACCCACCGAGAGACAUCACUGCAAUCGCGGCCAUCGAGGCCAAGCUCGUGUUCCCCUCCUUCACCGCGGACACAGCAUGGGAGCUGGGGAGCGCCCUGCGAGCGCGCCUGCUCGAAUUCCCCACCCCAGUCGUUAUCAACAUCACCCUCGCCAACUCGAACCAGCUACUGUUUCACACUGCCACGCGCCCGGGCACGCAGCCGGACAAUGAUCUGUGGGUCGCGCGGAAGCGCAAGACCGUCCUGCGCUGGGGGUCGUCGACCUGGUAUAUGCACAACAAAAUGAAAGGAGACGAGAAGGCUUUCGCCGAGAAGUAUAUGCUGGGAGAGACGGCGGGCGAAUAUGCCAUCCACGGUGGUGGAUUCCCUAUCCGUGUGAAAGGUGUCGAGGGUGUCGUCGGCGUCAUAGUCGUGAGUGGACUGAAGCAGGAAUGGGACCAUCAGAUUAUCGUCGAAACGGUGGAAAGGUUUUUAGCCGGCCAGGGAGCGCAGUAAACAGCGGGCAUGAAACUGCUAUGUACAUAAGUUUGAAUUAGACACUAUUUCGCUAUAUAUCGUACACGACAUGCUCAUGCUCAACAGAAUAUAGCAACCUUCGGUGAUGCCGACUCGUGUCGACGGCCGGCCAGAGGGCACACAUGGAUAUCUGAAGCGAGUUGUGAUUAUGAAGUCAAGGGAUAGUUCAAGAUGUUGGGUAUCGGGAACGUGAGCGGUAUCUGUCGCAGAUUUUACGUCGCGGCUUGCCAGGUCCAAGGGAUUCGUGCGGUCAAUACUUUUGAGGUGAACAGAGACGACCGUAGAGAUCGUCGGUUUCUGGCCGUCGCCCACGCCGCGACCAAGCCAACGCGUGAAAUCAUGCACAUCCAACCAUUCCACGGCAUUCGCGAUUGUGAAGGUGCCAGUCUCACAAAUCUCUUUUGAGAAUGUCUAUAAUCAGACAAACGCGCCUGUCCAGCUGCUAGAACGAUCAUGUCGACUGCGAGGGUGGGAGACGGCAUCCCACAAGGACAGAUCAAGUUCGCAAUUAGAAAUGUAGUCUGAAAUGUUCAGUCAGACACGCGGAACCAAGGGCCGAUGAAGUUACGCGUCAAGAGGCGGUAGCAACUGCAUUGAAGGCUUACAUAAAUCAAGGAUCCCACGCCCAUUAGCGCCAAAAAAC
Mycena citricolor is the source of this 1195-nucleotide messenger RNA. The record is from the annotation of a GenBank genome assembly. NCBI's taxonomy places the organism in Eukaryota, Fungi, Basidiomycota, Agaricomycetes, Agaricales, Mycenaceae.